AUGAGUGGGGAUGAUGCUAGGGUAGCAGACGACAUUGGUGCAGAGCCAACAGUCCAGGGGAAGGAGAAUGGCAUGAGCGAAUUCAUCCAGCAAUAUUAUGAUGACGAUGCCGUAGACAUCAUCGGCAGGCCUUUGAAGCAGAUGAUGGAGCUCAGGAUCAAGGCACAGGAAGAUCAAGAUGCAGCUUUCCAGCAAGGUGUUGGAUAUCCCACGAAGGGGGUCGAAGUUGCGGACGACCGAGCAAGCUGCUAUCUGAAGCUCUUCAUCUUGGGCUUGAUCGUUAGUAUCGUCGCACUAGGAACAUGUGGUAUCUUGUGCAUCGCAUCGAAUGGCGAGGGACCGACGUGCGGGUCUGGUUUGGGAGCAGGGAUCGCCAUGACUGUGAUCGCCUUUGUCCUGGCUGGUCGUGGAGCGAUAUUUCUGCGGAAGUAUGAGAGGAUUGUCAAACGAAGCUUGAGGGGUCCCAUCUAUCGCUCGACUUGA
Messenger RNA from Guillardia theta CCMP2712, 483 nucleotides. RefSeq lists its product as hypothetical. The transcript is spliced from 8 exons. The coding region runs from base 1 to 483 and encodes 160 amino acids. The record is from RefSeq and is a predicted model, not a curated record. Lineage: Eukaryota; Cryptophyceae; Pyrenomonadales; Geminigeraceae.